Molecule: messenger RNA, 647 nt
Organism: Tinamus guttatus (white-throated tinamou)
Lineage: Eukaryota; Metazoa; Chordata; Aves; Tinamiformes; Tinamidae
Source: RefSeq, a predicted model, not a curated record
AUGGGGGGAGGGAGAACCUGGGGGCUGCGGGUGACCACUGCCCUUCUUCCCCGCCUCGCACAGUCCUCAGUGAAGCUGAAGCUCAUCUGUGCCCAGGUGCUCAAGGACCUGCUGGGGGAGGCCAUCGAUUAUGAGAAGAUCCUGAAGCUGACGUCCGACGCCAAGUUGGAGUCCGGGGACGUGAAAGCCACCAUUGCCGUCCUCAGCUUCAUCCUGUCCAGCGCAGCCAAGCACAACGUGGACAGCGAGUCCCUGUCCAGUGAGCUGCAGCAGCUGGGGCUGCCCAAAGAACACGCCACGGGGCUGUGCCGAUCCUACGAGGAGAAGCAGAGCCCCCUCCAAGACAACCUGAGGGCCUGCAGCCUGAGACUGAGCCAGCUGGACUCGGUGUCCUGGAGGGUGGACUACACACUGAGCUCCAGCGAGCUGCAGGAGGUCAACGAACCCCUCGUGCACCUGAUGUUCGCUGUGCGGGACAGGGACAGUGGGGUGACGGAGACCGUCCCCAUGGCUGUGUCGGCUGACAAGUUCCGAGUCCUGCUGGCAGAGCUGAAGCAGGCCCAGGCCCUGAUGAAAACACUCCUCUGAGCAGCGGAAGAAGGAGCGAUUGCAGGAGCUACCCGCCAGUGAAUCUCAUGAAAGGACUC